UAGCCUUAUCUCAAAUUUCCAACCCAACCUCAAAUUUUUCGUUCUUCAUUAUGUCAUCGUGUAUAAUUUUGAAUAUUUCAAUUAAUUGAUAAACUAGCAUUAUUAUGUUACGGUCUUUCUAGAUACAGUGAUUAAAAUAGAGGCGUUUAUUAGUAUUAGUAAUGGAGAAUCAUGAUACUUCUGCAAAAGCUGAACAAAAUAUUGAUUGUAAUGGCAAGAAGGAAGAAGAGGCGGAAGAAGAAGACGACGGUGAUGAUGAUGAUGAAGACUCACUGUCGGAGGAAGUGGAGCCGAAACUCAAGUACACCCGGAUGACGCAUGAUCUCGCCAAUAUAUUAUUCAAGGAUGCUGCUAGCUGUGUUGCUCUCCAUCCUAAAUUCAUCUGCGUUGGAACACGUUGGGGCUCAGUGUACCUGCUGGAUCACCAGGGUAACAAAUCACAAUCAGGCGUCACGCUUCGUUCUCAUUCAGUUUCUGUCAAUCAAAUUAGUAUGGAUGCCAAAGGCGAACAUGUAGCUACUUGUUCGGAUGAUGGUAAGGUAUUUGUUUAUGGACUUGAUAAUGUUGAGGAUAGUUUCAACAUGGAAGUGCCUCGAUUGGUGCGUUGCGUGGCUAUCGACCCGCUCUACUACCAACCACGUUCAGGAUCUCGUUUUGUUACUGGAGAUGAAAGGCUGGUUCUUCACGAGAAAGCAUUCUUCUCGCGGUUCAAAUCAACAAUCCUGAGUGAAGCGAAGAGCGAGGGUGGUGUUCAAAACAUUCGCUGGAGUCCAAAUGGCUUUCUCAUUGCCUGGACCACCAAUCUCGGCGUUAGAAUCUACGACUUGAAUGCUCGAUGUUCGCUUGGAUUGAUCAAAUGGACAAGAACGUCAAAUGCCUCAUUUGAAAUCGUUGGAAGUGAAAUCUGUUGUGUGUGGGUUGCAGUGUGCACAUUCCAGACGGAGUUUGUGAUCUGUGGAGUGGCGCCGCUGGGCGACCAGCUGGUGGUGCUGGGCUGGUGCCAGGAUGGGGGUGACGGGGAGGGGGGAGAGCCGCAGCGACCGCAGUUGCACGUGAUCGAGCCGCGUGCAGCCGACACCUUUCUCGACGCAUCCACCGACAGUCUCACGCUGCGCGGGUACCAGCACUAUUCUGCCAACGACUACCAUCUAGAGUGCCUUGUUGAAGAGAACCAGUUUGUGGUUGUCAGCCCGAAAGACAUCAUCCUAGCUAGUCCUUACAAUGCUGAUGACAGAGUCGACUGGCUGUUGGAACAUUGUAAAUUUGAAGCAGCAAUGGAAGCUGUUACAAGCAACAGUGGAAGCUUGAUGCGACAUACCAUUCUGAGUGUUGGCCGUUCCUAUCUGGACCAUCUACUCUCGCUCAACAAAUAUCAUCAAGCAGCUAAACUAUGUGUUAAGAUAUUAGGUAAUCACUCAUUGAAAUCGAGUUUCACACUACCGGUAUGUCGAAAUAUAAUGAACUACCAAAAUGUUUUACUCCAUUCACUUGGUUUCAUAACUUAUGUAUUUUUCAUAACUUUUGUAUUUGUUAAAUUUCAGGGUUUCUUGAGUGUUGUCAAGGAAUGGUCUCCAAAGUUAUACAAUGUGCCUGCUGUGAUCAAUGCUGUGAUGGAGAUAUUUUUAGUUGGCGAAACUUCACAUCGUGCUAUAUUUUUGGAAGCUUUAGCGAUACUUUAUUCACAUGAUGGACAAUAUUCUAAAUCGCUGGCUAUGUACUUGAAAUUGAAAAAUAUUGGAGUUUUUGAUCUUAUUCAUCAGUAUUCGCUUUACGAUGUUAUACAUGACAAAAUAGAAGGCCUGAUGGAGUUGGAUUCUUCACGAGCAGUUACGAUGUUACUCGAAAAAGAACGAGUAUCUCCCGAUGUUGUAGUAGCUCGUUUGCAGAACAAUAAAAUGUUCCUGUUUCUUUAUUUGGAUGCACUGGAGGAGAAGCGCGACAUGAAGGUGCAGUCGCGGAAGUACCACAGUAUUCUGGUGAGGCUGUACGCGGACUUUGCCCGCGAGAAGCUGUUACCUCUGCUCAGGCGCAGUGACCACUACCCCAUCCAGGAGGCGCUCAACAUUUGCAAGCAGCGCCGCUACAACCCCGAAAUGGUCUACCUACUAGGUCGUAUUGGAAAUACCAAAGAAGCUCUCGAUUUGAUAAUAAAGGAACUGAAGGAUAUCGAGCAAGCGAUCAACUUCUGUAAAGAGCAUGAUGAUGAGGACUUAUGGGAAGAUCUUAUCAAUCAUUCAUUAAAGGUUCCUGAGUACAUAACAUUCCUUCUGCAAAGGAUCGGUACAUAUGUUGAUCCAAGAAUAUUGAUACAGAGGAUACAGGACGGCUUUCAAAUUCCCGGUUUGAAAAAUUCGCUAGUAAAAAUAAUUACCGAUUACAAUUUGCAGGUAUCCGUCCAAGAAGGAUGCAAGAAAAUUGUGGUAUCUGAUUAUUUUAAUCUCCAUAACAGAUUGGUUUCAAUGCAGCAACGAGGGACCUGUGUUGACGAUGAAAAGUAUUGUGGUGCUUGUCAUCGAAAAAUAAUAAUGAAAGAUCUGAGCCAAGCUGAUGAUAUUCUAAUGUUUUAUUGCAAUCACUCAUUUCAUAAACAAUGUCUACCUGCACUUGGUGUGGUGAGUUGUACCAUAUGCAGAUCGCAGAGGUCUGAUAUUAGUCAUCCAGCCAUGACCUUCGAUUAGAGUAGUAAAAUUAUAUCUUGAAACAUUAUUAAUUAUUAUAUAUAAUUGUACAAAGUAUAGUAAUUUAUUUUACUCUGAUGUGAAUACGCUAUAGUGAUAAUAACGCCAUCAUAGAUUACAUUUACAUGUUGAUUUUUUUAUUUGAUGAUAUACUAUUUUAUAAAACUUAUUCUAUUCGUUAAUA
Molecule: messenger RNA, 2862 nt
Organism: Nilaparvata lugens (brown planthopper)
Lineage: Eukaryota; Metazoa; Arthropoda; Insecta; Hemiptera; Delphacidae
Gene: lt
Product: vacuolar protein sorting-associated protein 41 homolog
Exons: 18
Coding region: 162-2678 (838 amino acids)
Biological process (GO): macroautophagy; protein targeting to vacuole; endosomal vesicle fusion
Cellular component (GO): late endosome; HOPS complex
Molecular function (GO): protein binding
Source: RefSeq, a predicted model, not a curated record